Molecule: messenger RNA, 2512 nt
Organism: Schistocerca piceifrons (Central American locust)
Lineage: Eukaryota; Metazoa; Arthropoda; Insecta; Orthoptera; Acrididae
Gene: Lint-O
Product: polyhomeotic-proximal chromatin protein
Exons: 9
Coding region: 455-2263 (602 amino acids)
Molecular function (GO): protein binding; DNA binding
Source: RefSeq, a predicted model, not a curated record
CGGUUGCCGUGAAGAGUGCGAUACGGAUAAUAUGUAGAAAAAAUUUAGUUCUUUGCAGAUAAUACUUCUGAAAUGGCCACGUAAAUGGUUUAAAUUCAUUGCAUAUAUUGCAAAAUAUAUGGAAAUGACUGAUUUUUCAUAUAUUGAUGUCAGAUAGACACAAUUCUGCAAACUUCUAUUUUUAUGUUGAUCCGAUGAAAAACUAGAACAAGGACAGUGUUGCACAGGUGAAUAUUCGGACUUCUAACUACGAAAUACGGUGACGAUGAAGGUAUAUCGCCAAGCACAAAAAUCCCAGUAGCAGAGAGGAGGGCGUGUCACAACACUCUAGUAAGCAACCCUCCAGAAUUGCUUCGAUUUAGAGAUCAUCCAUCCAGUCGUCCAUCUACGUUCAGUAUUUGUGGAAAAACUGUCCACUGGCGAGAAGAAAUAAAGUUCUUCUCACUCGUCCGAAAUGACCGAGAUAAAAAACAAAGACAGAAUUUUGGAAGCGAUUGACCAACUCCGUCGUCGUAAAGCGAGACCUGAUAUUGACAGAAUCUGUAAUUUUGUGUUCAGAAGAUUUGGAGUGGACUGUAAAGACACACUAGCCGAUUUGCAGCGGCUAGUAGAGGCUGAAGUUGUCAUAAAAGUAGAAUACAAAGGAAACACGAGUUACAGAAAUGCAGCAAAAUGGUCAAAGUAUGCAAUGUACAAACACAGAGAACUGCGUAACAGCACGGGAUCUACGGAGAUUCACAACAUUCUGAGUCGAGCAUUCGCGUCCUUGUUGGUGGAGGACCCAGAUUACCUGGACAUCGGUGUGCCCAGGACAGAACUGGAAAGGUUUAUGCUACAAGACGAUCCUCUGACGGAUUUGACGGAAAUAGAACUAAUUCUGACGAAGGAAACCAGCUCGGGAUUUCUGGUCAAGCUGAAGAACGGGAAUUACUCCCUCGCGGACCAUCCCGUGCCACCGAGUACUAGCCCGAAGAGUACUUCCCCCGUGAACAAUACCUCCAUCACCGUCCAGGCCAAAGGCACACAGCAGAGCAUUAGCGUGAAUGCUGCCGAGAAGCCGCCAAAAUUGAAAACGAGCAGCCCUCAUAAGGAGAAGAAACCAAAGAUAGAGGCACUGCCGCCUCCUGCGAUCACAACCACUACAGUUACUACCUCGUCGCCAGUGGCCACUACGACCACCUCGACGGCAACUGCACCGACGACAGCAAGCAUGGCGAAAACACCGACGAAAACUGCACCGAAAACGCCUCAAAAAGCAGCCGCUGCGAGUGCACAGGCGUCAGGGAGCGGCAAAUCGGCAGAGCUCGGCGCCAUCAAUGUCGGCGGCUACAGAGUCGGAGUACGGAGAAAGACGGCGAAAAAGGUGUUCGAUCCUUCGGACAAUUACACGCCGACACGGAAACGUGGUCGUCCGGCUGGAAGUGGUAGUAGCAGCAAGAAGGAAGUGCAGCAGACAGGCGGCGUAUGCUGUCUCUGCAACAGCAGCAGUAAAGACACCAGCACUCGCAAGGCUGCUACCGAGAAAUUACUCCAGUGCAGGGACUGCUCAAACAGAGCUCAUCCAAGCUGCAUAGUUGGAAAAAACAGUGGGAAGGAAAAACCACAGUUGAGUCAAUGGGUUUGCCAUGGCUGUAAAUUGUGUGCUUUCUGCUUUGAGACAAGUGAAAAUGAAGCAAUGGCAGUUUGUGUGGAGUGUGGAGAUGCAUACCAUUUGACAUGUCACAACCCACCUAUAACUGAAGAACAAUGGCAUACUAAGUGGCUGUGUUCUUCUUGUGAUGAUAUUGACAAGGCUGAUAUCAAGCCUCCUGUUGAUAUCAAACCACCUGUUGACAUCAAGCCUCCUGUCGAUAUUAAGCCAUCUCUCGAUAUCAAGCCGCCUCUGGAUAUCAAACCAACAAUAUCGAAAGUUACUACAGCUGCAGAAGUUACAUCAACUACUGCACCAGACAAAAUUAAACGUUUAAUAGAAGAAGACCCGUUUUUUAAAAAGUAUGUUCCAAAAGAAAAAACUCCUGACCCUACAAAUUGGACAGUAGAUGAAGUUUGCAAGUAUUUGCAGGAACACGGCUGUGCUGCUCAAGCAGAAGCUUUUCGUCAUCACGAAAUUGAUGGAAGGUCAUUGUUGUUGCUAACACGUCGUGAUGUGCUGUAUGAACUUGGUCUUAAAUUGGGCCCUGCCCUCAAAGUGAAUCACUUUGUGCAACUAUUACAGAAGAAAGAUAUCAGAAAAGUUUUCCCAUUCAAUGAAAUGUUGCGUUAAACAGAAUGGAAAUGGUGAUCAGUGGCUCUAAAAUGAUCAUCCUAGUGUUGAUUUUCAAUGAUGUCAUUACUGGCAUGAAGAUGCUAAAGGCAGAUAAAAAAGUUUCUGUGUUUUCCAUAUUUAGUGAGUAGUUGGUGGUCUCUGUGAUGUACUUUUUCUAUGCCAAAGCAAGAAAGACAAUAAAAAGUCUGACAAUUACUUUAGAUUGUAAAGUUAUAUGGAAGAUUUAAUAAAAUCUGAUGAUAAAUA